Erinaceus europaeus (western European hedgehog) is the source of this 5876-nucleotide messenger RNA. RefSeq names its product TUB bipartite transcription factor (gene TUB). Bases 174 to 1709 code for a protein of 511 amino acids. The record is from RefSeq and is a predicted model, not a curated record. The transcript has 12 exons. Lineage: Eukaryota; Metazoa; Chordata; Mammalia; Eulipotyphla; Erinaceidae. Gene Ontology annotation, biological process: protein localization to cilium. Gene Ontology annotation, cellular component: cilium.
GGUGCCCCGCGGGCACGGGUCCCUGCGGCCCGCGCGGCCCCCCCAUUGGCAGCGCCCGUGUGCGCGUGUGCGGGGGGAGUCACCCCCCGGGGGGCGAAUGGUACAGUCCUCCGCCCGCUCCCCGCCGGGGCCGCAGCGAGAGCGAGCGAGCGAGCCGAGAGCGGAGCCGCGCCAUGGAGGGCGUCAGCAGCCAGCGCAGCCUGUCCUACAGCCGCUGGAGCUACGACGGUGUCUUAGAUGAUGAGGGCACCAACCUGAGGCAGCAGAAGCUUGACCGGCAGCGGGCUCUGCUGGAGCAAAAGCAGAAGAAGAAGCGGCAGGAGCCCCUGAUGGUGCAGGCCAAUGCGGACGGGCGGCCCCGGAGCCGGCGGGCCCGGCAGUCGGAGGAGCAGGCCCCCCUGGUAGAGUCCUACCUAAGCAGCAGUGGCAGCACCAGCUACCCAGCAGUGCAAGAGGCUGACUCGCUCGCCAGCAUGCCACUGGGAGCCGCCCGCCCAGCAGCACCAGCCUCAGCCAAGAGAACCAAGGCCUCGGCGGGGGGCCAGGGCAGGGCCUCCCGGAAGGAGAAGAAGGGCAAGCACAAAGGCACCAGCGGGCCAGCAGCACUGGCAGAAGACAAGUCUGAGGCCCACGGCCCAGUGCAGAUCCUAACCGUGGGCCAGUCGGACCACGCCCAGGACACAGGGGAGACGGCAGCUGCUGGGGGCGCACCGCCCAGCGGGCAGGACCUCCGUGCCAAGAUGCAGAGGAAGGGCAUCUCCAGCAGCAUGAGCUUCGACGAGGAAGAGGAGGAUGAGGAUGAGAACAGCUCCAGCUCCUCCCAGCUGAACAGCAACACGCGCCCCAGCUCUGCUACCAGCAGGAAAUCCACCAGGGAGGCUGCCUCUGCCCCCAGCCCGACAGCCCCAGAGCCAUCCGGGGAUGUUGAGGUUCAGGACCUUGAGGAAUUUGCGCUGAGGCCAGCCCCCCAGGGCAUCACCAUCAAGUGCCGCAUCACGCGGGACAAGAAAGGCAUGGACCGGGGCAUGUACCCCACCUACUUCUUGCACCUGGACCGUGAGGAUGGCAAGAAGGUGUUCCUCCUGGCAGGAAGGAAGAGAAAAAAGAGCAAAACUUCCAAUUACCUCAUCUCUGUGGACCCAACAGACUUGUCUCGAGGAGGGGACAGCUACAUCGGGAAACUUCGAUCCAACCUCAUGGGCACCAAGUUCACCGUCUACGACAACGGCGUCAACCCACAGAAGGCGGCUGCCUCUGCUGUGGAAAGUGGGACCUUGCGGCAGGAGCUGGCAGCUGUGUGCUAUGAAACAAAUGUCUUGGGCUUCAAAGGGCCUCGGAAGAUGAGUGUGAUCGUCCCAGGCAUGAACAUGGUUCACGAGAGGGUCUGCAUCCGGCCCCGAAAUGAGCACGAGACGCUGCUCGCGCGCUGGCAGAACAAGAACACGGAGAGCAUCAUCGAGCUGCAGAACAAGACACCUGUCUGGAACGACGACACACAGUCCUACGUCCUCAACUUCCACGGGCGCGUCACUCAGGCCUCUGUGAAGAACUUCCAGAUCAUCCAUGGCAAUGACCCCGACUACAUCGUGAUGCAGUUUGGCCGGGUGGCGGAGGACGUCUUCACCAUGGAUUACAACUACCCGCUGUGUGCGCUGCAGGCCUUUGCCAUCGCCCUGUCCAGCUUCGACAGCAAGCUGGCCUGUGAGUAGAGGCCUGCUUCUGCCCUUUGGGGUUGCCCGGCCCGGAGUGGAGCUGCCUGCCUGCCCUCUAUACCUAGGCCUCCUGCCAGGUGGACCUCGGCUCUCAGUGGGCUACCUGGCUCAGCCGACCAGGAACUGGCGCCUCUGCCCCCUGCUGGGGUGGGGCCGGCCGCAUGAAGGGAUUAGAGUGAAUUCUUUCUGUGCCCUGAAGACACACACACACAUACACACACACACACACACUGCUCUUGGGUUGGUUCACUGCUGUAGUCAUGUUUGCCAAGCUGGGCAACUUCUUCAGCUGGGAAGGCAGGAAGAGGAGCAGGGAGAGGAAGCACAACACAGGGCCUCCCUGCUCAGCUCUCCACCUGGCCCAUAUGUCAGACCAUUUGGGGUCCCCAGCAGUAAGGGGUAGCACAUCAGCUUCUGAAGGCCCCUGCCAGACCUGGGAUGGCACAGGGGCCAGGGGAGCUGAGUGGAGGAACCUUACCAGGAUUGCAGGGGCCUGGCUGGCUGCACUGUGGGAACUGGCUGGUGGCCUAGGGUCCGAGCUUGAUUUCUCUGGGCGCACAGAGGCAGCAGUAAGCCGGCUCUCAAGGCCAAAUGUCUUGGAAGGUGGGUCUGAAAUCACGGGCUGCCUGGGCCUGGGCUGUCCUGGGAGUUGUCUGCAGAGCAGCCCUAGGUGGGGCCCCAGGCUGUAUACACGUGGGCAGCCGCCCCUUGUGAGCCACGGCAUGUACAGGGGAGAAGGUCCUACUUGCUGCAGGGACCCAGUGGAGCUGCCACCCGCCAUCACAUGAGCUCACGGUUGUGGAGGGCUUCUGGUGUUUUGUGGUGUUUUUUUUCAAAGGUAGAAAUGGGAGAGGACAGCUAUGGGGGUAUUUUACAACCAGGAGAGUUGAGAGGUGGCAGGACCCUUAGAGGCAUCACCUAAUAUAACCCUAGCUUCAGGCUAGUCACACUCAGAAAGAGGAACUUGCCCUAGGUGGCUUGAUAGGUUAAUGGCUGAGUUCAGAACCCCAGCACACUCCCAUUUCCCCUACCCCCCCACCCCGCCCCGUGAAACCAUUUUCUCUGGCUUUCUUGGGGUCCAAUUCACACACCCUUGUCUUGUCCCAGUAUCAGAAACUUAGAAAUGGCGGAAUUGGUGUUUGAGAUUCAGUAAGAAGUUGGCACUUAGUUCCAUGAUGAAAGCUGUGUGGCUUUGGCAUGUGAGUCUGAUCGGGACCUGCCUGCGCCCGGCACUUCUGAGUGGGCCUGAGCAGGGCACACUCUGCCGCUGCCCUCUUCCCUGUGGAUGCCCUUGCCCCACAGAAUUGGGCACUGCUGGCUCCUGCCUGCUGGUCAUUUUCUUGGCAGAGCUCCGAGCCCAGAGGGAGGCCAGCAGAAAGCAGUGGGGAGUUGCUCUCCACUUCAGAGUAGAUGUGCUUAGAAAGGUUCUGUAGAAACUGAAACUUAAAAAUAUAAAACUGUACUGGACAUGCAGUGGUGUUGCUGCAGGAGUUGUGUGGGCUUGGUGGAGGGAGCAUGCUCUCAUGUCCUGUAGUCUAGGCUGUGCCAGGCUGAGUGGGUGCUUAGAGGAAGACAUACUGGUACCAGUGCAGAUCUGGCGCCAUCUGGCGGUGCCUCAGGCCCGUGUCUCUUGAGUGGCCCCUCUGGAGACCCAGCCUUGGUGGGCAUGUUCUCUUCUCCAGGAUGCUGUGGAGGGCACUGGGACUUCCCAUGCAGGGGCUGCACCUGGACCGUUUCCCAGCGCAAUACUGUGGAGCCAUCCUCCUACCUGUAGCUGAGGGUUCUCAGACGACGGGAGCUAUUUAUUGAUAACAUUUCUCUAAGUCAAGUCGAGGCUGUUUUCUCUCAGUCUGUGAUCUGAAGAGAGAACUAAAGGUGAUUGUGGAUUCUGGUUUGUGGCAGAGUUAAAGACUCAGACAAGGAUAAGCCUGGUCCUUUGCUUCCUCUAGUACAUGAGUUAGGGACACGGCAGCUGGGUGGGAACGUGGGCUGAGCUGUAGAGCCGGGGCUUGGAUGGUGGCCUCCGCCACUAAGCCUUGUUGGGCACUGAGUGACAAGCUGGAGCAGCUGCGUCACCUGCUGGAGAUGCAGCCUCAGGAGACCUGCUCUGAGGCCCCACUCCUGAAGCUGGUUUCCUCUGGCCACUGGGGCCAUAGGCGUGGUGUUGACUGUGAGCUGCCGGGGCCCCUGGGGCCCCCGUCCCAGCCUCUCCUACAGUUGAGUCUUGUCCUUCACACCCUGUACCCGGUUGGUCCAUGGCUGGGCCAGGCAGGGGCUGUGGGGACCUUCGGCAGCUUCUCCUCAACUUGUCCCGGAGAUCCCCCCCCAACUGUUCUGCGGAGUGAUGAUAUUCACCCUGACCUUUCUCCAAAUUCUAGCUUUCUGUUCCUUCUGGCUUCAAGGUGCUCUGUGUCUGUCUGUCUGUCUGUCUCUCUCUAUCUAUCUCUCAGUCUGUCUCUCUCUCUCUCUCUCUCUCUCUCUCUCUCUCUCUGUGUGUGUUUGUGUGUGUCUGGGGAAAGGGGCAGUCCCCAGUCCAUCACACUCCUAAGCCUGAGUCGAAGAGGAGGCUGAUUACAGUUGCAGUCACUCGUGGCUUCACGCCCUUUUGUCAGAAAGCUUGCCUGAGCAGCUUGGGAACUAGCAUAGUGGGUAAGCAGAAGAGGCUGUAAGGUCCCAGGUUCAGUUCCUGGAAUCACCGGAAGCCAGAGCUGAGCAGUGCCCUUUUUGUUGUUGUUGUUGUUGUUAUUUAAAGAGAGACGGCAAGUCUGGGAACAUCCCGGCACUUUUUUCAGGGUUCUGCUGAGUUUUCGACUUCCUACUCUGUGUUCUUUAAAGGAACGAGCCUGCCACAUGCAUGCAUUUGGAUGGAUUUUUGACUGUGUUCUAGUGAAUGUGCCUUAAAAAUCACAGCACUAGUUCAGAAGGAGCCUGUAAAGCCAGACUCCUGCUGAGGUAGGUGUUGAGGAGUCAGAGUGGGGUGGAGCCCGCCUCUGGCAGUGGAGAGGUCCACACACAUGCAGAAGCAGAAGCCCAGGUCUCCCUCCCUCUGGGGUCCCAGUGAGGGGAGCUGGCACGCAAGCACAACUCCCAUCUCCUCAGUGAAGCCCCCGGUGGUUUGCCCUCACUGCGGAGACACAGGCCUUCCCGCCUCUGUAACUCCUCCUCUUGACUGAUGCCACCUGGCCCUCCACACACUUCCGAGAUGGCUCUGAGCAAGCCUGCGUACUUGUGGCACCUGCAGCCGCUUGGCACCCACGCGGUGGGACCCGACCGCCCUGGGGUCCGGCUGGUGGGCCGGCAUGACUUCCAGAACAGGCUGGGGGACAGAGGCACUGUCACCUUGGGAUGUGGGGAAGGGCAGCUUUAGUUUUAUCAAUUUUCCAACCAAGGUGAGAGGCAAGUCGGUCUGCGGAAGCCACUACUGUACUUAGAAACUUAUAUGAUUUUGAAAAAACAAAAAACAAAAAACUUCCUAGGUCUAUAAUCUCUCUAGGUCCGUUUUCUCACCUACACAGUGAGAGUUGGACUGUCACACUUGCUGGGGUUGGGGUGAGUGAACGUCGCACCUUGCUUUCAUCACUUCCUUUUCUGGCUCGUCACUGUGCCUUUUUCUUUCCGGAGAAGGACAUCACCUCCCCUUUUUCUGUUCCCUUGCCUCCCUUUUCCCCCACCAUCAAGUCCUGGGCAGGGCUAGAGAUAUGGCCGAGACCCAGAUCUCCUCGGAGGUGACAGAAAAGGAACUCCGACCUCUUGAUGUACCCCACACUGGUGAAAGAGGGCACCGAGUCAGGGUGGGUGGCUGGCAUGUCCCUUGCUGGGAGCGGACAUGCAGCCAGAUCUCCUAGUGCGUAGAGCCUGUCUGUCUGUCUGUCUGUCUGUCUGUCUGUCUGAACACGAUCGUCUUUUCCUAUUUUGGAGUGGCCAGACAUUGUAUUUUUGUUCGAAAUUAUCUGGAGUUUUAGACGAACUUGCAAAACUGUGCUUUUUAUCAAGUGAUUUUUUUUUUGAAUAAAAUCUUUGGUAUUCUGGAGCAAAUGUAUUUAUUUAUCCUCUGUGCAACGACAAAGUCGGUAUUUUCCCAUGUUGACGUCAUGUACAUUGUAGAAGUUAGUGUUUGUCUAAGCACAGAGCGUAUAUGAGCAAAUUAAACUUGAAUUGUUUCAA